Messenger RNA from Uranotaenia lowii, 958 nucleotides. RefSeq names its product splicing factor 3A subunit 2 (gene Sf3a2). NCBI's taxonomy places the organism in Eukaryota, Metazoa, Arthropoda, Insecta, Diptera, Culicidae. The transcript is spliced from 2 exons. Gene Ontology annotation, molecular function: zinc ion binding; nucleic acid binding. Gene Ontology annotation, biological process: spliceosomal complex assembly. The record is from RefSeq and is a predicted model, not a curated record. Gene Ontology annotation, cellular component: nucleus; U2-type prespliceosome; catalytic step 2 spliceosome. Bases 147 to 902 code for a protein of 251 amino acids.
AUUUGAUUAAAUUUUCACUAGAGUGUUUGUUUGUUGUCAGAUUUGUUCGGAUUUUUGGGGCGCUCUGAAACGCUUUCAUUUUCGCAUAAUUUUGUGGAUUUUGCCGUAAUUUUGUUUCGAAAUCUGUUCACGCCGCUUUUGCCGAGAUGGAUUUCCAGAACCGGCCUGGUGGGAAAACCGGUGGCGGAGGGGUAGCUUCGUGGUCCGAAAGCAAUCGAGAUCGGCGGGAGCGUCUCCGGCAGCUGGCGCUGGAGACAAUCGACCUCAAUAAGGAUCCCUACUUUAUGAAAAACCAUUUAGGAUCCUACGAAUGUAAGCUUUGUCUGACACUGCACAACAAUGAGGGAAGCUACCUGGCCCAUACCCAAGGUAAGAAGCAUCAGGCCAAUCUGGCUCGACGUGCUGCCAAGGAGGCCAAAGAGGCCCCUUCGAGUAUGCAACCGGAGAAGCCGAGAAUCGAACCGAAAAAGUUUGUUAAAAUCGGUCGUCCCGGUUAUCGUGUGACGAAACAGAGGGACUCGGACAAUGGCCAACAAUCACUGCUGUUUCAAAUUGACUAUCCGGAAAUAACCGAUGGUAUAAUUCCGCGUCACCGUUUUAUGUCCGCAUACGAGCAAAAGAUCGAACCCCCGGAUCGCAAAUGGCAAUACUUGCUGUUCGCAGCAGAACCCUACGAAACGAUUGCGUUCAAAGUGCCCUCGCGGGAGGUCGAGAAGACGGAAGGCAAAUUCUGGACCCACUGGAACAAGGACACCAAACAAUUUUUCCUGCAAUUUUCGUUCAAACUUGAGCCGAAGAUCAUUCCACCCCCACCCCCCAAUAUGCGGAUGGCUGGACGUCCGAUGUUCAAUCCGGUUCCUCCGCCGCCUAUGGGUGUCGUUCCGGUACCUCCACAUAUGUAAGCAUUGAACCAGAAUAUACAGUACAUAAUUUUGACUCGUAAUUUGUAUGUCGAAAA